This is a messenger RNA of Tetrahymena thermophila SB210, 1701 nucleotides long. RefSeq lists its product as hypothetical. The record is from RefSeq and is a predicted model, not a curated record. Lineage: Eukaryota; Ciliophora; Oligohymenophorea; Hymenostomatida; Tetrahymenidae. The transcript is spliced from 10 exons.
AUGGAUAGAGAAGAUUUCACAGUUUAUGGCAUUUAAAAUCCUAAAGAGUUUUAGGGCUACAUUAAGCUUUAAGAUCUUGAGGCAUUAUGUUGCUAAUAUUUAGAGGUAUAACCUAUGUAUAAGGCGAUAAAGGAAAUAUAUGAAACAAAUUAUAAUGAGGAUGAGCCAAUUCAGCCAACUCAAAAAUUAGAUGCAUAGCAUGUUUUUUAAAUUAUUAGAUCAGCUAAGUUUAUAGAAAGAACACCUCGUUUUUUAAAUAACAUGUACACGUCAUAAUCUGUUAAAAUUAUUGAAGCUAGCAUCAUCAUUUUCAUUAGAAAUCUACUUAAGUUGAAUGAAAUUAGAGAUGCGAUGCUUAUAUUUGUCUUAAAGGAAAUGGAACACUAAACUAUUGGAUUGCCCUUAAACGAAGAAGUCAUAACUGGUCUACUUUGGAAAAUAAACAAGACGAUAAGCAACGAUAUUUUGAAAGAGUGGAUUAAGAGAUGUAAUGACAUAAUACAAUACAAAGGAGUUAUUUAAGUCCAUGAAUUUCUUUAUUUAGUCUGUAACACUAUUAAUAGACAUGAAUAUAUAGAAAAAAUUCCUAAGAUAUAAAUGGAUAUAGAAAGGGAUAAGUUCGGAAUUUUCAAGAUCGAAGCUGCUUAGGCUUCAACAUAAAAGAAUCCAGACGAGAAAAUAUAAAAUUACAUGAAAUAUCAAUAUAAUAUGGAGAAGAUGAUAUUUGAUGGGAGAACUCUUCAGAAAAAGGAUGAAUAUUAUUAAUAAAAGAGAAAGAAUAAAAUGGACUAAAUUAUGAAAAGUGAUGAUAACUUCUAGCAAGAAUUCAGAAAGAUGCUUAGAGAUCAAGAAUUAUAUGAAGAAAUUAAAAUAAGAUUAAGAAAUGCAAACUAAUUGAUAAACCAAGCAAAAAUUAAUGGUAGACUUUACUAAGAUGCAUAAGGAGAGACAGAGGAGUCUGAUUAUGAAUUAGAAAGUGAGAGAUAGUAAAAUUAACAAAUUCCAGUAAACAUACAAGACAAGAAGUUAAGCAAAAUUGAACUAGUUUAGCAAAGUUCGACUUACUAAAAGAAAUAAAUGCAUCGUCCUCAGUCAGCAUUUAUCACACAAGUCAAAUAAGAAGUUAAUCUACAUCGUCAAAUGAAUAAAGAUCUCAAUUAUCAAAGCUAAAUAAAAAUUGAAGAGAAACAGUUUGCCAAUACAGCAAUUAAUUUUAAUUCAUUAAGACCAUCUUCUGCUUUAAAUAAAUUUCCAAUAGCUUCUAAUCAAAAAUUGCGUCCCUAAACUGCUGUAAAACAAACAUCUAAUAAUAUCAAUUAAAUGAGGUAAGGAUUGAAAUCAGCAACAUCAAAUGCAACAAGUAGUAAAUUUUUUGGAAACACGAUAUCUACUAAUGCUAAUAGUAGACCACAAAGCAAUUCAUUAGCCAAAACCCAAUCAUUCACAUCCUUUCAUAAAAGAAUGCUUCUAAGCUCUGCAAAAUAGUAUAAAAAGAAAGACUUGAAUAUUAUGAGUGCCUCCUAAAACCCAGAUACUAUUCAGGUUCUCUAAAAUUUAGACGAAGAAUUAGAUUUUUGGGAAGACAGGCAAAACAUAAAUCAAACUAAUUAAAAUAAAAUAUUUGUCCCUUUUGGAAAUGUAAAUAAAAAAAAUUACACUAUCAAUUUACCAUGGAGCAGUUAAUAUACUAGUAAUUAUUGA